GAUGACUAAUAUUUUUUUUAUAACCUCAAAAUUUGCUCUGAUGGAUUGUGUAUGACAUAUUUUGAAAAUACACAGAUUCAAGAAAUUAAAAAUAUUCGAAUAUGUACAUAAUUCUGAGGUUACCACUACGGAAAUUGUCAGAAGCUUCAUUCUUGGAUACGUAUUCUUAUUUUAAAAGUUACAUGUAAAUUUAUAUCCUGAUAAGCAAGCUAUUCUGAAAAGUGAGAACUUUAAAUAAAUAUAAUUUAACAUUAUUCACUUGCAUUGCGUUGUAUCAGCAAAUAAGAUACUUCAGCGGAGAUCAAAAAUAUUAAUAUAAUGUUUUCCAUUUGGCGAACGUUGCGUUUUGGUGCACGUUUGUCGUGUGCCCAAUAUUCUGCACACCGUUCGAUUAUGUGUAAAUCGAAUGGUGCCGGAGUAUUCCAUCAUAAUCGUUUCAUUCACGAAUGUAGUAAUGAACGUAAGGAAUUAGGUAAAUUAGAAGGAAAAAUGAAACUGAUGUUUACAUGUAAAAAAUGCCAGACGAGGAACAGCAAGUUGAUAUCAAAGUUAGCGUAUAAUAAAGGAGUAAUAAUAGUAACAUGCACCGGUUGUAAGAACAAUCAUCUCAUCGCUGAUAAUUUAGGAUGGUUUUCAGAAAUAAAUCAGAAAAUAAAUAUUGAGAAACUUAUGGCGUUGAAGGGAGAAACUGUACGAAAGAUAUUAAAUGACAGAGAGGGCUAUUUUGAAGCAGUGCUCAAUGAAGAGUUCAAGUUACACCAAAAAAAUGCUAGUGAGACAAUAAACUCAAACAAUAUGGAGGAAGAUUCUGAUAAAAUUAAACAAGUUGAGAUGUUAAAAGAAAGUUGAUAUUUUACUUGAAAACUGAGCUAUUCCUUGAACAAGAGUACAAGAAUUAUCAUGUAGAAUUCGUUAAUUGACGCAGUUCUUUUCAAUAAUCAUCUAUAUAUUACUCGGAUACUCAAUAAUAUUCCUACCAAUGGCAGACUACUUGUUUGGCACAAGGGACAUAUUAUUACAAACGACUUUUUAACAAGUUCUUAAAAUUGUUAUGAUACUUUAUGUACAAUUUUGGAAAAAGCUUUGUGCAAAUAAAAAAAUAUAUUAUAUAUAUAAAAGGUAAUUAUUUACUUCUAUACACCACUAUCAUUAUUGCAUAUGAUUUGAAUUCAGUAAAUCAUUAAAAUCAAGUAUUGCCUGUCUAUAAAUAUGUACAAUAUUUUUUUUACAUAAA
Molecule: messenger RNA, 1234 nt
Organism: Linepithema humile (Argentine ant)
Lineage: Eukaryota; Metazoa; Arthropoda; Insecta; Hymenoptera; Formicidae
Product: DNL-type zinc finger protein-like
Biological process (GO): protein folding; protein import into mitochondrial matrix; protein stabilization
Cellular component (GO): mitochondrion
Molecular function (GO): protein-folding chaperone binding; zinc ion binding
Source: RefSeq, a predicted model, not a curated record